UUUGUUUUCUUCCUGGAUACGGUUGCUACAACCGUUGCGCACUUGUUAGCUUCCAAACAGACGACUUUACUCGCCAAGUGUCAGCGCCAAUUUGAACUGUAUCUCGGUAAAUAAAGUUCGGAGCGGCUUCCGAUCCAUUGCUUUCCGUCUGUACUGCCCCAGAGAACCAAACGGGAUGUACACCUACUCAAGUCACCCCAAACCUGUGGAGAUCCGCAAAUACAGAGAUCUGCCCGACCCGAGCCAGCUGCAGUAUGGAAACAUUAUGUAUGAUCGUCGGGUCGUCAGAGGAAACCUCCAAGGCCAGCAGGUCAUUUCAAAAAAUAAUCAUUCAGACCCUGGUAUGCAGCAAAGACAGCAGGCGUACAGAAGGAGAGCUAUUGCUCGAAAGCAGGCCAAGGAUCAGUUAAAAACCAAGACUCCUGAAGCUAUAGAGGGCAGACAACAUGUUGAUGUGCAAACAGACUCUUUCCUUGAGGAGCUGAGCAAUAUCAUUCAAGUUAGUGAGAUGGAUUGUCAGACCGACGAUUUCCUGGAUAAACCAUCGACUCCCCUCUUCGUUCCUGCCAAAUCUGGGGUAGAUGUUGAAACGCAGAUAGAGGAGGGGGAUCUGUUUGACUUUGACCUGGAGGUGCAGCCUGUGUUGGAGGUUCUGGUUGGAAAGACGAUUGAACAGUCCCUGCUGGAAGUGAUGGAGGAGGAGGAGCUGGCCUGCCUGCGGACCCAGCAGAGGGUCUUCCAAGAGCUCCGAAACAACGAGCUGGCAGAGGUGCAGCGUCUGGAGGAGCAGGAGAGACGCUACCGAGAGGAGAAAGAGCGCAGAGUUGCCCAGCAGAAGGAAGUGCUAAAGAAGGAGGAGGAAACCGCAGAGAAGAUCGCCGCCCGGGUGUUCAGCCAGCAGUACUUGGCUGGACUAAUCCCUGCAGUCUUCACCGCUCUCAGAAACCACGGCUACUUCUAUGACCCUGUGGAGAAAGAUAUUUCAGUGAAUUUCCUCCCAUGGCUCAUUGCUGAGGUCAACAACCAAUUAGACAAGAGAUAUGCAGCAAGAGAAGUGCUGGACAACAUCAUCUAUGAAGUCACCCAGAAAAGACUGCUGGAGUUUACGCAUCUCAUGUUGGGUCAGAACUGCUGUGACUCAUGAAAAGAUCAGGUGAUCAGAAAAUGUUCCAUCAGAAAUAAAAGUCAUAAAAAAGUA
This is a messenger RNA of Xiphophorus couchianus (Monterrey platyfish), 1198 nucleotides long. It is a transcript of the gene rsph3, whose product is annotated as radial spoke head 3. The transcript has 8 exons. Gene Ontology annotation, cellular component: cilium. The coding region runs from base 176 to 1144 and encodes 322 amino acids. The record is from RefSeq and is a predicted model, not a curated record. NCBI's taxonomy places the organism in Eukaryota, Metazoa, Chordata, Actinopteri, Cyprinodontiformes, Poeciliidae.